CGUGCGAGGGAGUGCGGCGCGAGCGCGCGCGGCGGCGGCAGUGUGUCCGGGACGCGCGUGGAGGUCGGUCGCUCAGAGCUGCUGGGCGCGUCGUGGCGGCGAGCGAGCGAGUUCCUGCGAGUCCUCUGUGGCUUCCCCGUGCCCGCAGCCUCCCGCCCGGUCGCCCCGCGCCCCUUCCCGCGCCUUCCGCCUGCAGCCCGUCGAAGCUCCGGAGAUGAAUUUCGCCAUCGCUUCAGAGAUGACCCAGAUUAAGAUGCAUGAUUAUCACAGAAGAAAUUCAUGUCUAUAGCUUUUAAGGACUUGAUUACAUCAUUUUCAAGCCUGAUAGUUUUGGAACCACCAUUAAAGCCUAAGACAUCUACCUUCACACAACCACCUCUCUUCAUACCUUAACGAAGUGCUUUGUUUCAACACUCCUUUGUCUUUGGAUCAUCUGCCUUCCCAGUGACAUAUUUCUCAUCAGUAAUAGUUGCCAAAUUUAUAAGGAAAAAUGAUUCCCAAUGGAUAUUUGAUGUUUGAAGAUGAAAAUUUUAUUGAAUCUUCUGUUGCCAAAUUAAAUGCCCUAAGGAAAAGUGGGCAAUUCUGUGAUGUUCGACUUCAGGUCUGUGGCCAUGAGAUGCUAGCACACAGGGCGGUCCUGGCUUGCUGCAGCCCAUAUCUGUUUGAAAUCUUUAAUAGUGACAGUGACCCUCACGGAGUUUCUCACGUGAAGUUGGAUGAUCUCAAUCCAGAAGCUGUUGAAGUCUUGCUGAAUUAUGCGUACACUGCUCAGUUGAAAGCUGAUAAGGAGUUAGUAAAGGAUGUUUAUUCUGCAGCAAAGAAGUUGAAGAUGGACCGGGUAAAGCAGGUCUGUGGAGAUUAUUUACUAUCUAGAAUGGAUGUUACUAGCUGCAUCUCUUACCGAAAUUUUGCAAGUUGUAUGGGAGACUCCCGUUUGUUGAAUAAGGUCGAUGCUUAUAUACAGGAGCAUUUGUUACAAAUUUCAGAAGAGGAGGAAUUUCUUAAGCUUCCGAGACUAAAGUUGGAGGUAAUGCUUGAAGAUAAUGUUUGCUUGCCCAGCAAUGGCAAAUUAUACACAAAGGUAAUCAACUGGGUGCAGCGUAGCAUCUGGGAGAAUGGAGACAGCCUGGAAGAGCUCAUGGAAGAGGUUCAAACCUUGUACUACUCAGCUGAUCACAAGCUGCUUGAUGGGAACCCACUAGAUGGACAGGCUGAGGUGUUUGGCAGUGAUGAUGACCACAUUCAGUUUGUGCAGAAAAAGCCACCCCGUGAGAAUGGCCAUAAGCAGAUAAGUGGCAGUUCCACUGGAUGUCUCUCUUCUCCAAAUGCUUCAAUGCAAAGUCCUAAGCAUGAGUGGAAAAUCGUUGCUUCUGAAAAGACUUCAAAUAACACUUACUUGUGCCUGGCUGUGCUGGAUGGUACAUUCUGUGUCAUUUUCCUCCAUGGGCGGAACAGUCCACAGAGCUCACCAACAAGUACUCCAAAACUGAGCAAGAGUUUAAGCUUUGAGAUGCAGCCCGAUGAGCUCCUAGAAAAGCCCAUGUCUCCCAUGCAAUAUGCGCGCUCUGGGCUAGGGACAGCAGAGAUGAAUGGCAAACUGAUAGCUGCAGGUGGUUAUAACAGAGAGGAAUGUCUUCGAACAGUUGAAUGCUAUGAUCCACAUACAGAUCAUUGGUCCUUCCUUGCUCCCAUGAGAACACCAAGAGCCCGCUUUCAAAUGGCUGUGCUAAUGGGACAGCUCUAUGUGGUGGGUGGAUCAAAUGGACACUCAGAUGACCUGAGUUGUGGAGAAACGUAUGAUCCAAGCAUUGAUGACUGGACCCCUGUUCCAGAGUUGAGAACUAACCGUUGUAAUGCAGGAGUAUGUGCUCUGGAUGGGAAAUUGUACAUCGUUGGUGGCUCCGAUCCAUAUGGUCAGAAAGGCCUGAAAAACUGUGAUGUGUUUGAUCCCGUAACAAAGUCGUGGACAAGCUGUGCUCCUCUUAACAUUCGUAGACACCAGUCUGCAGUUUGUGAACUUGGUGGUUAUUUGUAUAUAAUUGGAGGGGCAGAAUCUUGGAAUUGUCUGAACACGGUAGAACGAUACAAUCCUGAAAAUAACACCUGGACUUUAAUUGCACCCAUGAAUGUGGCUAGGCGAGGAGCUGGAGUCGCUGUUCUUGAUGGAAAACUGUUUGUAGGUGGUGGCUUUGAUGGCUCUCAUGCCAUCAGUUGUGUGGAGAUGUAUGAUCCAACUAGAAAUGAAUGGAAGAUGAUGGGAAAUAUGACAUCACCGAGAAGCAAUGCUGGGAUCACAACUGUAGGGAACACCAUUUAUGCAGUGGGAGGAUUUGAUGGCAAUGAAUUUCUGAAUACAGUGGAAGUCUAUAGCCUUGAAACAAAUGAGUGGAGCCCUUACACGAAGAUUUUCCAGUUUUAACAAAUUUAAGACCCCCAAACUAACAGGCUUAGUGAUGUAAUUGUGUUUAGUAGAGGUACACUUGUGAAUAAGGAGGGUGGGUGGGGUAGAUGUUGCUAAUAGCAACACAAAGCUUUUGCAUAUUGCAUAUUAUUAAACAUGCUGUACAUACUUUUUGUGUUUGGAAAGGAAUGCAAAGAUGAAGGUCUGUUUGUGUAUUCUUAAGGUGUCUUUGGUUAUUUUACUUUUUGAAGGUUGAUACUGUAAAAGAAUAAACCACGAAUUGAUUGGGAACAUCAUUUCAAGUCCCUGCUCCUCCACAUUUGUUUUGCCGAUUUGCACAUUAAAUGACUCUUUCCCUCGGGUCUGUCUUAAAGGGCAAGAGGGGUAGGGUUUAAACGUAGGCAGUUGGGUUUUUUAAGGGCCCUUUUUCAAUAACUGGAACACUCUAUAACAAGAUACUUAUUUAAAUAGAUAACAAUGACUAUUUUUGUUUUUAUUAAAAGAAAGUUGACAUGCCUACCAAUAUUUAGUCUUUUAUGAUUACAUUUUUAUAACUUUUUAUAUUCUCAGCAGAGUGCUUUAUCUGUUGAAGUAAAGUGUGACAGAUUCAAGUUAUCAAAGCAGAGUGGCAGUGGAAGGGAUGCAGAGCGGGGUGUUUCUUUAAAAUGCUCAGAUUGUGAACCUAAGCAUGUGCCGCAGCUGUACCUUUUUCUUUUCUAUUUAAGAAUGCAGUAUCAAUGUUUAUUUGGAUGGAGUUGCUGAACAGUAACAUGGUAAUAAUUCAAACCUGGGUUUGAUGAAUUACUUGACUGACUCAGUAGGAUGUUUAGUCUGCCUUUAUUUAUCAUUAACGAAACAAUUGUAAGUGGAAGCCUUUGAUUGAAAAAAAAAAUUAAACUAUUGGGUUUGUGAAUGCACCCUUUUUCAGAACUGUUUUGUUCAGUUAUCUAUUCACCUGGAUUAAUACUGGUUGGGAUGACUCAGUGUCUGAUGGGUAGUGCUACACACCAAACUGUGCCCAAAUGAGCAAAUCCUAAUGCUUGUUGUAGGUGCAAACACAUUAAAGGUACUUUGCAGUAAAUUCUU
Messenger RNA from Onychomys torridus (southern grasshopper mouse), 3487 nucleotides. RefSeq names its product influenza virus NS1A binding protein (gene Ivns1abp). Gene Ontology annotation, molecular function: protein binding. Lineage: Eukaryota; Metazoa; Chordata; Mammalia; Rodentia; Cricetidae. The coding region runs from base 491 to 2419 and encodes 642 amino acids. The record is from RefSeq and is a predicted model, not a curated record. The transcript is spliced from 15 exons.